Messenger RNA from Tribolium castaneum (red flour beetle), 437 nucleotides. RefSeq lists its product as uncharacterized. Gene Ontology annotation, biological process: translational termination. NCBI's taxonomy places the organism in Eukaryota, Metazoa, Arthropoda, Insecta, Coleoptera, Tenebrionidae. The transcript is spliced from 2 exons. The record is from RefSeq and is a predicted model, not a curated record. The coding region runs from base 1 to 399 and encodes 132 amino acids. Gene Ontology annotation, molecular function: translation release factor activity. Gene Ontology annotation, cellular component: mitochondrion.
AUGAUUAACCGAACUCGUCUCAUUUUUAGCAUAGUUAGAUUCAAACAUAUCGAUUAUUCAAGAGUGCCCCAACUUGUUGAGAGUGAAUUGGAGGAGCAACAUGUAAGGGGCUCUGGCCCUGGGGGACAAGCCACCAAUAAGACAUCGAAUUGUGUCGUGCUCAAGCAUGUUCCCACAGGGCUUGUGGUCAAAUGUCACGAAACGAGGUCUUUGGAUCAAAAUCGGAAAAAGGCACGGCAGUAUUUAGUAACGAAACUUGAUAAUUUGCUAAACGGGGAUCAAAGUGUUGAGGCACAAAUGAGGGAAAUUGAGAAAAAGAACACUUUAAACAAGGAGAGAAAAAGGGAGAGGUUGAAUAAAUUGAAAGCCGAGUGGAAAAAACGAGAAAAUAUCGAGUAGUUAUUGUUUUAUAAGAACAGAAUAAACUGAAAAUGGGA